Molecule: messenger RNA, 1215 nt
Organism: Polypterus senegalus (gray bichir)
Lineage: Eukaryota; Metazoa; Chordata; Cladistia; Polypteriformes; Polypteridae
Product: tumor necrosis factor ligand superfamily member 15-like
Exons: 4
Coding region: 266-946 (226 amino acids)
Biological process (GO): immune response
Cellular component (GO): membrane
Molecular function (GO): tumor necrosis factor receptor binding
Source: RefSeq, a predicted model, not a curated record
GCCAGUCUGCGAGAAUCCUAAAGGAACUUCCAGCGACGCCUCUCACCUCGGCUUUGUGCUAAGGUUACCCGACCCAUCGUUUGGGACUUUCCAGCACUUGUAAAACGUUUUCAGGGUUUCGUCAAGAGGCGUGGCAAAGCCGGUGGGGCGGGAUAUUGAGAUAUAUAUAUAUGUGUGUGUCAAGAAAGAAAUGAACGGGAAUAUAAAUCUUCUCAGACUCUAAGGCUGGAAGGAAUAGUGCAAGGAGCGCGCGUCACAGAGUGAUAUGGAAGAAGAAGCCCUUCGUAUGAGCUGCGACGCGCAGGCGCUGCAGUUAAUGUGCAAACUAAGGAGGAUCCUUCAGGUCGUCAGCGCCUGCCUGGUGGCAUUUGUGCUUCUCCUGGCUGUUCAGUGCUUUCUGAUCUUUCACAUGCACAACUCUCCCCAGGAGCCAAACGGAGUUCCGCCAGCUUCUGGAGUACAAGGUCCAUCGGUUAUUGUUCCAAGAGUCGGCACGUCAUCGUCAUCAUCAUUAUCAACAGCUCAUGUGACAGCGGUGAUGAAUGAUCGGAAUAACACCUUGUCUUGGGAGCCUGAACAGGGUUAUGCCUUUACCAAAGGGAUCCGUUACCAAAACAAAGCACUGGUCAUUCCAAGCAAAGGAGAAUAUUAUGUGUACGCACAAAUCCUCUUUUACCACAUGUACGAAGAAAAGCCUAAAGCAAGAACAUUGUCUUUUAACAUUUGCAAGGAAACAGAUAAGUACCCUGAAAAAAUUAAACUCUUGACUGGAGUGAAGACUAUGACCGAAACCAGCAAGUGGAUCGAAACUGCCUACAUCGGUGCAGUUCUUAGUCUUGAUAAAGAUGAUAAAUUAACUGUAGAUGUUGGUGACUACAAUUUAAUAGACUUGAGUAAUGAGUCCAAGACAUUUUUUGGUGCCUUCCAAGUAUCCAUUGAUCCCUGAAAAUGUUCUUGUAGCUUGCUGUAGGGUGAUACGGUAUGGGUUGAUCGAAUGCAGAAAGAAGUGGAACCAGGUACAGUACAUAAAGUGGCGGUUUUAUGUGACAUUAUGAAUAUUAUAUUUUUAUACCAGUUAUAUAUAUUGUUGUUUAUAAAAAAAAAUCACACUUCAUGCCUCUUUUUAGUACUGCGCCAGCAUAGGCAAGAAUAAAGUGGACGAUGAACUUAAUGAGGCUGGGGUACGUUACGUGGUAAUUCCAAUGGGAGCGUCUU